ACUCUCUGUCUCUCUCUGCUUCUAUACUCUGCUUCUUCGCUUCUCUGUCACAGUCUAUCUAUGGCGGACAGCGGCGAGGGGUACGCAGUGGAAGAGGCCAAGAGGAGAUGCCGGCGCGUUACCGACAGCAUAGGGAGGUUGCCAUUAUCGACCCCCGAUUCCUGCAAGCGCACCCUCCACCGAUUGGUCCUGGCCGGGCUCUCCUUCCUCUCUCGCUGGCCAUCUCCUUCUUCGUCUUCCUCCUCCGCAGCUCCUCUUAGCAUCAACAUUGAACAUUUGGAGCCUGUCCUUUACAUUCUCCGGCAGCCAUUCGUAAACGGAGCCUCUCGCGUCUGCAAGCCGAUUCCUCAGUCCCCUGCAACCAACGGAGACAGAGGCAGCGGUUCAGGUUCGAAAACUGCCCAUUCUAUGCUGACAUAGUAUGUAUAGUGUUAGAGGGAAGACGAUUCGAAUCAUUGUUUCGGACCGGAACCCGAAGUAUGUGUCCUGCGACGGAUGUAAUAGACAGUAAGGGAUUGAGAUCGAAGAUUGGACACGUUUUAGCAGCAGCUCGAUCAUCGAUCACGCAACUUCAUCAGUCGUUCUGUUCUUUUCGAAGGGCAUCGAUUAUUGUGUUCUUGAGGAGAUCGAGCAUAACUUUGGCGCUUCCGAGUUUGAGAUGGGGAUUCCCGACUUUUAUUUUGUCAAGGAACAGGAUGGUGAGUGGAUAAACAUAACACAAGGUCGUUUCGGGAUCGGUCGCGCUUGAAAUAAAAGUUGAUGAUUUUGAAUGUGCUGCCUUGGAUGAGGAAUCUGGAGGAAGAUGCUCGACAUUGGGUUCUGAAGCCACAGAAGUUUCUGAAAAGAGAUCUAGUUCUGAUGCCUUCGCCGCGCUAAUGUCCGGAUUGAAGCCAUCGCUUGAAGUGAAUGAAAUGGAAAUUGUUCUAUCUGGUGAUCUGCAAGGUGGAGGCGAGCUUAUAAAUUUUGACACUAAUGCUCUGGCUGCUCUUGAAUCAGAAAUUAGUAACGGUGGUGCAGAAAGGAUUUUGUCGAAGUCGGACGGAUGAGCUGAGGCAUCGGUUUAAGGGCAAUGUGGAUUUCGUGAUUUAACAUGUCCGAUACACAGAAUGAAUUUCUCCGCGUAUCCAUCGAUGCAUAAAUUGCAUAUUGUUAGUGAAUUUCAUUUAUGUGCUUCGACGUGUAAUCAGGCGAAGUCUCAGCUUCAGAACCCAAUUCGUGUGGAGGUGGGCUCGGCAAUGUCUAUGAAAAGAGGCAUAAUAUGUGAAA
This is a messenger RNA of Punica granatum (pomegranate), 1266 nucleotides long. NCBI's taxonomy places the organism in Eukaryota, Viridiplantae, Streptophyta, Magnoliopsida, Myrtales, Lythraceae. The record is from RefSeq and is a predicted model, not a curated record.